UACUUUCACUUUUUGCCCACGCUGGGGGAACUUUCAGGGCAUUUCAGGGCAAACUUUGUCAUGGUCACACAACUUUGUGAAAUUCCUUAUCAGUGAUUCGUAGAAAAUAAAAACGGUCUAACUCCACCCUGCACACACUCCGUGCUGUAUGACUGAACUGAGCAACACGGACACAGAGACCUGCUGAGACUUCUGAAACUCAAGAUGGAUUCUGGAAACAGGCCAUUUGUACAAAUCCUGUCGGUGGUCGUUUUCCUUCUCUGCGACUGCUCUGCCUUGAAAUCUGAGGGUAGAAACGAUGUGAACUGCAACCUCGUGUCUCGUGAAGGCUGCAACGAAAUCCUGCAUCCUCACAUGUAUUCACCAUCAGUCAACCAGAAAGAUCUGGAUGUGUACGAUUCUCUGUGGGUCAACAAUAAGGACGUCGCCACUCAGACGUGGGAGACACCAUUUAUGCAGCACAUGAAACAUGGCGACCUGCAGUCGGACGACUACGUUAACUUCAUGAUCCAGGACAUCAACUAUCUGGUGAACGUCACAGCCAUGCUGAAGGAGAUGACUAAGAGAGUGAAGGACCCAGAGGACUUGAAGAACUUCUUCCAAGAACAAUACGAGGGCUACAACAGUUUCGCUGAGGCAAUACUUAAACAGUUCAAUCUCAAUGGUGUGUCAGAGAUCAAACCCAUCCCUGCCAUGGAGAAGUACCUCAAGGAUUACAAAGACAUCAUGGACAACGACAAGCCCAUCUUCUUCGCUGUCAGCCUGCUUCCCUGCUACAGACUCUGGCUUUGGCUCGCUAAUGAGCUGGACAUCGGCUACGGCAACGCCUACUUCAUCUGGAAGAUGAACAACAUGUCCGGGCAUCCUGAGAAAUACUACAGGAAGCUGCUGGAUGACAAUUUGAAGACCAAGGAAGAUAUCGAACAUGCCGACAAGAUCUUCCGCCAGCAGAUGCAGAAUGAGCGCGACUUCUUCGCAGCUGCACCAGCAGCUUAGAAAUAAAAUAAGUGCAUGAAUAACUCCAAAGUGAAACCGGAGUUCAAGUGUGAAUGAUUUUCCCAUGUGAGCUCCAUCAGACGACACUGUGACGUCUGAGUCCAGAUGCCAUGUUUUCUCUGCUUGCUCCUGAAUAAAACUGCUGCAUUUUGAA
Cololabis saira (Pacific saury) is the source of this 1150-nucleotide messenger RNA. RefSeq lists its product as uncharacterized. NCBI's taxonomy places the organism in Eukaryota, Metazoa, Chordata, Actinopteri, Beloniformes, Belonidae. The record is from RefSeq and is a predicted model, not a curated record. Gene Ontology annotation, cellular component: cytosol. The transcript has 5 exons. The coding region runs from base 205 to 996 and encodes 263 amino acids.